Molecule: messenger RNA, 740 nt
Organism: Cylicostephanus goldi
Lineage: Eukaryota; Metazoa; Nematoda; Chromadorea; Rhabditida; Strongylidae
Source: the annotation of a GenBank genome assembly
AUGAUUACCGCAAAUCUAAUCGGCCUAGCGCUGAACCUGGGCGUAUUGGAAGGCCUGCUUCCUUCUAUUGUGCAUUCCCUUUCUGCAGAUGUGGCCAUCAAGACUUUUAAAGGCUUGGAUGAUCUCUUGGAAGACAUCAAAAACUCAUCACCUGCACCCAGUAGGCCGCUCAAUAUUCCACUUGACGAAUAUAGCCCCAGGUUCUGCUCACUCGUGCGCCGAAUAUAUGAAUUGGUCGAUAAGCAUCUCUUACAUUACGCGGCUUCGGUUGUGAAGGCGGACGCUUGGCAUCUGCUAUCCGAGCGUCAGCAGACACGAAUACAAGAAACGGGCUUGUUCGUGGAGUUACGACAAGCGAAAGCACCACCACCUCGUUUCUCCAGCCAUAACCGAAGCUAUAAACGGUCGGCAUCUGCGGGAGUGCAAGCUUCUUAUGAAGCUCCUCCUAUAGAGCGAUCCCACUCCAUAGAGAGAGGAAGACCUCUGUCUACCAUACAGCAGACAGCAACCAGCUCAGAAGAUGGCAUACAAAAAGCGGAACUGGUCGAAGAUGUCAAUAAGGAGGAGUCUGUGGAGAAAAAACGUGAACGCAAGGAAGACCCGGUCGCAGUUGCAGAGAUGGUAAUAGAGGCAAGCGAAGAAAUGGACUCGGGUGAGCUCCGCCUUUGUCAGUUCAUCACAAACACACAGGCUAUACUUGAUCCACUUCAUCCACUUCGCUACUGGAAAAUUCAGUGAAC